Molecule: messenger RNA, 2125 nt
Organism: Botrytis cinerea B05.10
Lineage: Eukaryota; Fungi; Ascomycota; Leotiomycetes; Helotiales; Sclerotiniaceae
Exons: 1
Coding region: 492-2024 (510 amino acids)
Source: RefSeq, a predicted model, not a curated record
GAUCAAUCAUACAACAACCAUCACAUCUGAGAAUCGUUGAAAUCGCAAGGAUACUACCGGAUUAAACUGGAGAGAGCGACAACGAGCCGAAUCAUUGCUUCGUAGCAAACAAUCUGUUUCACUAAAAACCUCAAAAUUAUCGCACAAUGUCUCGGUAUCAAGGAAAAUUUGCUGGCAGUAGCAACCAAAAUUCGUCAUGGGCACAUUGGUCGGAUAAGGAUAUAGGAACCAUCAAACGUUUGGUAAUAGAACAUCCCCAAAAAGAUUGGGAGAAACUCCAAAAAUUGUUGAGGGAUAAACGUUACCAACUCACUGCAAGUUGUGAAUUGCCAGAGAUCAGGGCCGAAGUGAACACUACAUAGCAGAAGAUCGCCGAUGAGACGGUAUUUGACGAACAACAAUGGAGAAACUUGUGUAUAGAACGGGCUUCUAAAAAUCCGACUCGAUUUAGAUACGAUGCCAUUUGUACAAAAUAUUUUCCAGGACUUCCGAUGAAAAGUCUUGAGAUAAAGUACAAUGAAUUGGAUUAUCAGAAAAAAAACAAAUAUAAGCAAAGAAUUGAGGAUAGUCAACCGGAAAUUAGUUCAAAUACGCCACCAGGGGGGUAUUCUUUGAAUAUGAUUCCAGAAAAGAAUUCUGAAUACGUCUAUGCUACUUGGCUCGAAGGGAAAGAGAGGAAACUGAUGAAUGAUGAUCAAUAUAUAUACACAUAUUUUCUGAAGCACAAUUUCAAGAAUCUUAGAACAACAACCAUAAAGAAAUUCGUCACGGUAUUGAAGAAAAAAAACGCACCGGUACCUAGUUCUAUUCCUGCCCCUCCUACCCUGAAAGAUAUCUGGUGGAAUCAAGAGAAUCUCGAUUAUCUCAGGAAUAUCGGGGAAAACGAACUUGACAGCGUUUUUCACGGAGACUGGGAGAAGGUGAAUCAAUAUCGCUUCGAAAGCUUGGCAUACAAUCAUACUAUGCUCUUACAGAAGUAUGCUGCUCUACGGCUUGGUAGAGUCACGGCGAAAGUUGACGCGCCGGUAAAUCUUGCAAAUCUCGAUCAGGGGAAUCAGGGGAAUCAGGGGAAACAGGGAAAACAGCGGAAACAGCGGAAGCAGGGGAAAGAGGAGAAACAGGGAAAACAGGAGAAACAGGACAAAGUUUUCAAACGGGCCCAUGGGCUGAAAAACAUUGUGUGGGAUACUGCAAAUGAUAAUUUUGCAUUAGAAUACUAUACAUAUUGUAAGGGAAAGGGAUCUAGAAGUGAUGAAGGGGUAGACUGCGGCGCGUUUCUGAAAGCCCAUGAUUUUACAGAUACUUUAGCGAUGGUGUAUGAGCGCGGCAGCAAACUUUACAAAAGCGGAACAAAGCAAAGCGAAGAAGAGAUAGACCUAAGAGCCGGACCACCGGGACAAUACUUGAUGGAUUUGGAGGAUUGGGAAUUUCAUAAAUUCCUCUGUGAUACCUCGGAUAAUCAUCCGGGGGAAAUCACAGACCUGAUGAAGAAUCACAUGCCGCGAUGUGCGAAUGAUCCAGCUGAAAUAUACAAUUUACGACUGCAUUUUUGGAACACGACUGGACAUGAACAUGUAGAAUUUCCAUUGAAGAUCCAUCAGUCUUCCACAAAACCUGAUUCUAAGCUCGAGAAAUCUAGUGCGAAAAAGUCAUCGGCCAAAAAAACAACCGCAUCAGGUAGUGGAACAUCAAAGCCAUCCAGUGCAAAUGCAUCUGUAGUAAGUGAUUUUGAUGAAGGAAGAUGGAGACCGCUACAUGUUACAGAUCAAAAUCCCGAGCGGCGAAAUCGUUCUCGAUCAAGAUCCGCAGGGCCAGAUCCACGAAGAAGCACAUCUCUUGCGCUUCGACAAGGUUCUCAAUCUAGUUCAGAUGGUCGCAAUGGGCGUUCAAGAUCUUCAAGUAGAAGGAGAGAGCCUGAUCAAAGAGACCGACGAGAUGGCCCUUCUAAGAGCACUACUCGUAAAUCAGCGGGUAAACGACCUGCUAUACCAUCUGAAGGUGGAGAUGGUAAGCGAAAGAGAUAGAAUUGACCCGCUAAGGGAUUAAAGGAAGAUAGGAAUUGCAUGGGAUAACCCUUUUUCAUAGCAGUCAAAAUACACUCGAUUUGUAAAUCUAAGAUACCGCA